AUGGAAAGCGAAGGAACAUAUGACGAACAACUCGCAAAAGCUACGCAAAUGUCUCUAAGCGACAGCCAAACGAUUCCUGGGCAAGAGACGGGUGUGACAUACGGGAACACGUACUUUGGUCCUCCUACCCAAAGCCACUAUGAGAACGAUCAAUGGGCACUGACUGUGCCGGAAGCCAACACACAGGAGAUACGUCUCGACCCUGAACCUCUGGACAGAAAGCGUCUCUUAGGCACGCCUGCGCUCCUCAAGCCAACUACUCAGAAUCGUGAUUUAGCGGUAUUGUUGAAAAUCUUCCACGAGAUACCCAUGGCCCGCGAGGCACUUUUGAAUAGGGAAUAUCUCAUUGGCGACUAUGGCCGAGACAACGAAUGGUGGAACGGAGCUCCCAUAAAAAGCCUUCGUGUCGUGAACAUGGAUGAAGACGAUCGUGAUCGGCCGCUGAGUGAUGUUCUACAAGAGACACAGCGUUUGAUGGCUUUUCUCGACGAUACUGAUAGAACAUAUGGGAGUGCGGAUGUGCUUGCAACUCUUCCAGCGCUCGAAAAAGUCCCAGAGGCCGACAAUUUGGUAGCGGUAUAUCUAGAAAAGUGGAUGAACGCCUCGCUAGACCUCUCGGAUGACGACUUCCUAUGUAGGAUUUUCGGCUCAUCCGCAACGAAGAGGGCCGCUGAGGAGCACAUGCUACCCGAUAAGACGCCUUUCACAUGCCCACAAAUUCGGGUCGACUCCGAAAAUGCAGACCGAGGAUUCUCAUUAUAUGAAGCGUUCGAUGACCUUUUUUGGACGAAUACCGAUGAGAUUUUUCUAGACGAACUUGGCGAGAUCCUCACCUUUGAGGUUCAAAACCAUACGUCUAACAGCACUAGCCUUGGUGUUACAAUCCCCGCCAUCUGGUACGCCGACCGAUAUCUAGAAUCCGCCAUACCAGAGGCGAAAAUAAUGAACCAACGUAAAGCGAAGAUCUACGAAGAGACACAAGGCAUAGACGAUCUUAAAAAACUGAUGACUGAAGUUCAAAAUCCUAGCACAGGCAAAACUGUGAAUACAGAUUUACUCCUGGUAAUCAUAGCUAAGUAUCUCACAAACACGAAAGAAUAUAAAUGCAAUGCGAUGAACCCCGAAUCAGACAAAUCAAUGGACGCUUCACCUGACUUGGAGCCCCUGGCAGCCGAGUUGGCCCAAUUAGGCAAGAGUAUAGCAGAAAAGCUAGAAGUAUUGGAGGAGCUAAAAGGGAGUUACUCACAGCGUAUAAUGGAGGUCUGCAGUCUGCUUAAAGGAUCUUCCGGUGAUCCAAAUCACCAACCCAAGCAUAAAUACACGCUUCGAGGCGUGAGAACGCAUCCACAUUCUUUUUAUGUUUUGGAAAGGAAGGUAUUUCAGGAUGAAGACAAGAUGAGCAGCUCAGAUUCCUCAGAUUACGAGUGGUGGAAGAUUCAAUACGAUUCCAGCUCCUCCAAUCCAGUACAGACUAAGCAAGUGACAGAAAAUGAGGUCUUGACGGCAGCUAGCACGGAUUGCAAUAAGGCUUUGCUUGUCUAUGCUAGUGAUCGCGCUGUAUCCUAUACGCCUGAGACCUUACCACCACAGCUUCUCAACUUCGUCCGUGCGGACAAUCUAGCUUUUCAGGCAGAGAUCGACAAUUUUAUCGCGCAGGACGUUCGUGACUUUGACCCACCGACGAUCCCCAAACGAAAAGCAAACGACUCUGAUCUAGAAGUCGAGUACAAUCGCUCACCUGGUGCUCGGUCAAAUGGGAAUGCUAGCAGUAGCACCAGUAGCAGUCCUCUGGAUGAAGAUCCAACAGAUCCGUUUGAGGACGACGAGGAUUACUCACUGGAGCCUCGCCCCCCGCCACCUAAAUUGCGGCCACUUGAGCCGAAGCCGCGCCAGACGACAGGAUCGUCCGACGAUCACAUACCUGUCAGUCUACGAGGAGGCCAAGAGAUGCAGGAGAGUACGAGCGGUCGAGACCUUUUGAGGCAAUAUCAAGGAAAGUAUCAAUUGGGUAGCUAUAAGCCAGAGAUCGAUAUGGAUGACGAUGAUGAUGGAUAUGUAGCAGGGGGAGAAGGUCGGAAUAGGGACUGA
Molecule: messenger RNA, 2088 nt
Organism: Bacidia gigantensis
Lineage: Eukaryota; Fungi; Ascomycota; Lecanoromycetes; Lecanorales; Ramalinaceae
Exons: 2
Coding region: 1-2088 (695 amino acids)
Biological process (GO): protein deubiquitination
Cellular component (GO): cytosol; nucleus
Source: RefSeq, a predicted model, not a curated record